Messenger RNA from Kwoniella shivajii, 2367 nucleotides. RefSeq lists its product as uncharacterized. Gene Ontology annotation, biological process: transcription initiation at RNA polymerase I promoter; nucleolar large rRNA transcription by RNA polymerase I. Gene Ontology annotation, cellular component: RNA polymerase I upstream activating factor complex. Gene Ontology annotation, molecular function: rDNA binding; RNA polymerase I general transcription initiation factor activity. Lineage: Eukaryota; Fungi; Basidiomycota; Tremellomycetes; Tremellales; Cryptococcaceae. The coding region runs from base 1 to 2367 and encodes 788 amino acids. The transcript has 3 exons. The record is from RefSeq and is a predicted model, not a curated record.
AUGUCCAGCAGAUCAGGAUCAGGAGCUCCUCCCGUGCCAAAUGAAUCAAGCUCAAAAUGGUAUUUGUAUCACCUGGACUCACAUAUAUCCGAUUCGAAAGCACAGAUCCUAGGUCAAACUUCUAUAUUGGUACCAAACAAACAAGUACCAUUCGCGACUAUCGUACCUCCGUCAAACGCAAUAUGGACUCCCGAUGAGAAGGCGGUAUUUUUCGCUUCUUUGCGAAGACAUUCGAGAUAUCGACCUGAUCUCAUAGCGGAAGAAGUCAAGACAAAAUGUGAGAUGGAAGUUGAAUGGUAUCUUGAUAUAUUGGAAUUAGGUUCUGAAGUCAUCAGUCAAGUCGAUAGGAAAAGACAAGAUGAAGGAAUGCAAAAGGUCAGAUGGGAUGGAUUGAGAUCAUGGAGAAAAGGUCUUGCUCCUGCUUCAAGAGAGAUCUCCAAUCAGUGGAUUGAACAUGAAGAUGAAUUGUCCUCUAUCAUCUCCAAAGAAAUUGAACAAAGAGAAAAAGAAGAAAACCAUAUCAUGAUAAAAAGGGAUCGUCGUCAUGAACGUAGAGCUAUGCAGAAGGCGAUACCAUUAGAUGAAUCUCUCACACCCUAUCUCAAGUCGAAAGCUUUGGAAAAUCAUCAAUCUAUCAGAUCAAUUGAAAAUAAAUGGGCAAUCAACGAUUUCGCUGAAUCUAUAAACUCGGAAAAGAUUUUCGCUCUGAAUAAGCUCAUGAAACCUGACUGGUCAACAUGGUAUUCUGAUCGUGUACGCAUCCCGUCUCCACCACCUCAAGAAGGUUCUGAAAGUGAAGGAGGAGACGAUAAUGCUGGAUCGGUAUCGGGAUAUGGUAUGAAAGGUGAUCCCAAAGGUAGAAUAGUUCGUGAUCAACAGAAAUACGAAUAUAUAAUCUCAAUACCUAAGAAAGAACGUACACCAGAAGAAAGACGUCUCUUAUCAACUAUCACAAACAGAAGGAGGAAUAGAGAGAAAUAUAGAAUAGCGAAAUUGCUUGAAGAAGGAUUAUCGAGGGAUGAAAUUGAAAUUGCCGGUGGAGCAGAUGCUAUUUUCGCUAGUAGAGAAGAAGGGAUCAAUACUCCUCAUAAGGUGAGAAACAAUGGUAAUCCACCACAACCGAAAAAUGAUUUAGAGGGUUCAGUUGCGGGAUUGAGAAAAAUUGGAAUGUAUGAGUACAUGAUGUUGACUGGUAUCGAGGUAUUCAAUUAUGAACUGAUGGAUAGGAUACGACGACGUUUGAAUAUUCCAUUCGCUCCUUGUAAUCUCUCAUUCCCGAUACUUCAAGGAAUUCAUCUGCAAUUAGUCUAUCAUCUACGUUAUCUCAUUUAUCAAUCGCUCAUAAUUGGCGAGCAAAAUUACAGCCAACGACCAGAAGAAGACGGGAAAGAACCGGAGAUAACGUCGGAUCAUGUAUAUCAAGCUCUGAAUAUGCUUGGGUUGGAUCAUCCACUUGAGGCAAUCAACCAUGCAUUAGAGCGGAUCUUCGACAACAGUGACUUGGAUAGGGAGAAUAUUGAUGGUGUAGAGCAAAACCCAGAGGACCACGAAGAUGGAACGACGUCUGUACAGGAUGAAACGCAAGAUGAGGAAGUUUCAGCUAUUGAAGAACAAACGUCUGACAAGGAAGAAUUGGUUAACGUCCGUCAACCGAAUUACCCGGUCACUACCUUCCCUCCGAAAUAUCAGUCUUGGCACCUCAUCCCACAUUUCGUGACCACCGAUGACAGGGUCGAUAUCAACGAUGAGGAAGAUCCGGUCAUGAUUGAUGAUCUGAGUGAUGCAGCGACUGAAAUAGAAGAUGCAGAAUUAGAUUCUGCUCUUGACAGGAUGGAUAAAGCUCAUGAUAGAAUUUACGAAAAAUCCCUUUGGAAAGCGUUCAAGAGCGGUGAAGCGCUUCAAGAAGAGGAUGACCGGGGUGAAGUUUGGGCUACAACACCACCUACUUUUGGGGUAGACCAUACCAGGAAGGUCCUGAAGUCUGAGCGAGAUUACGCCACCCUGCUACUCUCAACAGAUGCGGACCGACGAAAGCGUAAACACUGGGAGAGAAUGCAAACUCGAUAUCCGACAACGAGGAUCAGGAGGUUGGCACGAGCUAACAAGAGAUUGAAAAGCAGUGCAUGGAUCAUCGAUAGUGACAGUGAUAGUGAUGGCGAUGACGAGCGAGAUUAUGAUGAACUUGAUGACAGCGAUGUAGAGCUGACUGAGAGUGAAAAUGAUGUCGAGGACCGAGGUGACAAUCGAUUGGAUAAUCAUCACGACGAAGAAGAAACGUCAGCUGAUGAGGAGUUCGAGAGCGAGAAUGAGAAAGACGACGAAACGGAAGAAAUCGAAUCAACGAAUAAUGACGAUAACGAACAUUGA